AUGGCCGGCAUGAAUGCCGCCGGGGGACCCGUGGGCGGAGCGCCCAUGAUGGCCAACGGUCCUGCCGGCCUGACCCCUCACGAUAACCGACUCUUGCUCAACACCUACAUUUACGACUAUUUCCUCAGGAACCAUCAUUACGAAAUAGCGCGGGUGAUCCUAGCCAGCGAUAUUCAUGUGGUCACCAAAGAGGAGAGCCCCAGCCGACGAGACGUCAACGGCGUAGGCGAUGGCAUGGAUGGCGAUAGCAAGGACGACAUUCAGAAACGGCCUGAUGACUUACCUCCGGCAGGCAUACCGACAACCAAUUCGGAGAACUCUUUUUUGUUCGACUGGUGGGGCCAGUUUUGGGAUGUGUUCAGCGCGCAUCGAAAUAAGCCCAUCAGACAGGGGUCGGGCGCGGUGACGUAUUUGCAGCAUCAGCGGGUAUGGCCUGCGCAUUCGCAGAAUGAAUCAAGGAGUGCUAACAUUGUGGCUCUUCAGCAAAUGUCACAGAUGCGACAGGCAGAUCAGCAGCACAUGCUCAAUCGGGUCAACCCCACCAUGAUGGGCAAUCAGUAUCGCCAAAUGAUGCAGGGCAUGCAGCCGAACGGAAUGAUGCCGAAUGAUCUACAGAAGAGAGCGAUGCAAAACAACAGGAAUGCAAACCCCCAGCAAUUGGCGCAAAUGAAGAGCAUGCAGCAGCAGAUGAUGCAGACCAGCAUGCAGCGAGAAGGCUCGGGAAUGGAUAUGGGCCAACGGCCUUCAUCUCCCAACUCCGGUGACAAUGCGCCCUCGCCGAAAAGACAGCGACUCGAUAGCAGCACUGCGAACGGCCAGCACAUGGGACCUGCUGGGAGGGGUCAAGGCAUGCAGCAGAUGGGCAACACCUCGAACACUGCAGCUAUGGCGGGGCAGAUGCUGCUUCAGAACGGUAUUACUCCAAGCGACAUCGGUUCGCAGCAGUUCAAUCAGUUCCAAGCUCAUGCUGCGAACCCGAACAUGCAGCAGAAGUCUAUAGAGGUAUAUGCUCAAAACCUCGCCCAACAGCAGAGAUCAGCCAUGAUUAAUCAAAACUCGGGAAAGGCAAUGAACCCCGCCGGCGUACCACAAGGCUCCCCGAUGACACAACCGAAUCCUGAUGGGCCGGACAUGUACUUCCCACAGAACCGCGGCAUGCAGGCUGGCCCACCUGGCAACUCUCAAGGCAACCACGCGCUGCAGGACUAUCAGAUGCAGCUGAUGCUUCUCGAGCAGCAGAACAAGAAGAGGCUAUUGAUGGCACGCCAAGAGCAAGACAGUCUCACUCAUGGCCCGCCUGGUACAGCGCCGAUGGGACAGCAAGGAUUUGCGCCUGCAAUGUCGCCGCAAGGCAGCAGAGCUGGGCCUUCGCCGAACCCGAAUGAGAUGAAGCGCGGCACUCCGAAGAUGGGUCAAACCGGUCUACCCGGAUCGCCUAUGCCGGACGGAUCAAUGCCGCAGAACCGAUCGUCGCCCAUCGGAAACUUCAACCCAAGCUCGAUACCACCCGGAAUGGCACCGCAACAGUACUUUGCUCAGUUGCAGCAGCAAAGCAACAUGAUGCGGCCACCCCCUGCCUUCAACGGACCAGCCCUCACGCCGGAGCAGAUGGCGUUGAUGGCUCGACCCGACAACAGGAUGCCGAACGGUGCGAUGUGGCAACAGCCUCCUCCACAGAUGAUGCAGCCGGGUCCAGGCCAACAGCCGAUGCCCAUGGGUACUCCGCAACAACGGAACAAUCCGAUGCCUCCUCCGCCAGCUCCCCCAGGCGGCGUGCAGCCCGGCGGAACUCAACCUUCGUCUCCAACGCAACAACCUGCUGCGCCACCAACCCCAUCACAGGUGCCAAAGGGCAAUCCAAAGAGUAAGAAGGAGACCAAGGAGACGCGGAAGAAACCAAAUAAGAAAAACACUCUGGCAGGAACAGGUGCGACUCCAGUCGCAUCAGAAGCGGAGCCCGCAACACCCACACCCGCCACACCUAUCACACCACGACAUCCGCAGUCGUUCAACAACCAAGGCAACGCAGGCGCACCACCCGGUAACAUGCAAGCACCGCCUCCUGCAUCCGGCGUCCCGCCACCAGCUGUACCAUCGGUAAUGGAUCCAACAGCAGCCGCUCCUUUCGGCACAAUGGACGGCCCAGAUAAUGGGAUGAACAUGGACUUUGGGCCUUUAGAUUCCGACAACGUACUGGAAAACUUCGACUUCGAAUCGUUUCUUCACACAGACAACGACAUGGGCGGCCUCCAGUUCGAAAACUUCCCCUUUGGUGCGGACGGAGUUGAAGCCGGUGCCGGGGAUGUAUGA
Messenger RNA from Coniosporium apollinis CBS 100218, 2310 nucleotides. RefSeq lists its product as uncharacterized. The transcript is spliced from 4 exons. The record is from RefSeq and is a predicted model, not a curated record. Lineage: Eukaryota; Fungi; Ascomycota; Dothideomycetes. The coding region runs from base 1 to 2310 and encodes 769 amino acids.